This is a messenger RNA of Loa loa (African eye worm), 4569 nucleotides long. RefSeq lists its product as hypothetical. The record is from RefSeq and is a predicted model, not a curated record. Bases 1 to 4338 code for a protein of 1445 amino acids. NCBI's taxonomy places the organism in Eukaryota, Metazoa, Nematoda, Chromadorea, Rhabditida, Onchocercidae. Gene Ontology annotation, biological process: monoatomic cation transmembrane transport. Gene Ontology annotation, molecular function: monoatomic cation channel activity. The transcript has 26 exons.
AUGGAAAACGGUGAAGAAGCUCUACGUGACGAUGAAUUACGUGCAACUACCGUUAAACUAUGCGUGGGAUCAACGUAUAGAGAUGAUCGAGGUUCGAUUGAACAGAUUUGUCCGGCAUUGUUGAUCCGGUCGCAGAAAGCAAUUCCCAAAUUAGUGAAGCACAUUUACAGCCAACUGGCUGCAUAUUCUUGUCAUAUCGAUGAGGGUAUUCCUGAUAUCAUCAUUUCGUUGAUUUCCGGUGAAAACAUUAUCGGUCUACAGAGACAAAAGCAAAUCGAGAAAGCUCUAUCACAAAUUGUUUUGAACUGUAAUUCGUGGCUUGUAAUAUCUGGUGAAGCACGUGAUCCGUUAGCUUCUGCUGCUGUUAAGACUGUGCGCGCCAAUGAAUCUUCGAAUUCAACAAACGUGGAAACUCUACUGCUAGUUGUAAAUGAUAUUAGCUGUGUGGUGAACGAUCAACAAACGUAUCGCGUCCCAAUGGUUGAUACUCAAUACAAAACAAUAAUGAUACUGUGGAUGGAGCAAUUGCUUCCGAUUAAGAGAUUAGCAUUGUUCAGAAGUCUUAUCGCCAUGAAAUUGUCAACACCACCACCUGCGCUACUAAUCGGUGUGCCACAAAGCAAUACUGCUUGUCGAUCACCGUCGCAAACUGUAUUGUUACCGCCUAGUGAACAUGAGAAUUUACCAGUACCGGUAGCACUAUUCUGUGGAGCUGAGCUAUCAUCACUUGCUGAACUUCGGGCGCAUUUGCAAUGUGGCAUUCCAGUGGUCAUUUUGCAGGAUGGUAGUGAACUUUGUGCUAUAUUGAAUAGUUCCUGGUUACUGUAUCGUAGUUCCGCAUUUCAUUUCGAAAGUUGGUUGGAAUGGUUGGAUUCGGAACUGCGUAGUUUGGCACCAAAUAGUCUUUUGCACGGGAAUCAAUUAAUUGAAGAAGCUAAGGAAAAUGUUAUUGCUUCAUUGGCUGCUGGUUGCGGAGAAGUACCAUUACUAGCUUUUAUACUUAUUGAACAGAUUCAUAGCUUACGUGGUCAUUUUCUAAAGUUGUGCAUGCAAAGUGCCAUUGACAUGAAUGACAUCCAUCGUUUGUUACGUCUUGCAGUAAAGCUCAAUGUUCCAUCCAUCAUUUUAUCAACCGAUCUUACCACACUUCGUACUAAUACGGACAUGGGCGAUCUUUUCGAAGAAGCUUUACUAUCAGACAAUCGAUUGAUCGUUUUAGCAGCUAUAUUAGAACAAAAUAUUUCAUUGAAAGUUUCAUUACAUCUGUUGACAAAAUUAAUGCGACAUGCUUCAGAUCAAGCAUUUUUUAAUAACAUCAUUGUUUCUCAUUGUCUGGGGAAAAAUUCGCCGGUGGUUGAAAUUGAUAUGACUUUCCUCGAAGAACUGGAACAACUUCUGAUUUAUUUAUCCGGUGGUGUUAAAAGUUUGCUGUCAGCAUCAUAUUUCCAUCAGCAUAUAUCCAGCCAAAAUCAAUCUCUUCAAAUAUUGGCGAUAUGGUCGGUACUAUUGAAUCGUCUCGAAUUAGCAAAAUGUCUGUGUGCAUAUUCUUUUGAACCAGUAUCAUCGGCAGUGAUCCUUGCACGGAUAUGUAAUUCGCUAGCUUUUGAGGUGCACGAUUAUCUUUUGUACGAAAAUGAUUUGAGGAGUGCAGCACGAUGGUUCAGUUCUCACGCUAGUGCAAUAUUAGAUGCUGCAAAUGCUGAAUCACCUCGGGAAACAUACCGUCUAUUAUGUUUACCAUUAGAACUGUUCGGUGGUUUGACACUAACAGAACUUGCACUCCAGACUAACAAUAAACAAAUUGUGGCUCAUCGAUGCUGUCAAAAAUGGAUUUAUCGACUUUUGUAUGGGAAACUACAGGUCGCUUGUUCGAAGGGUUUUGUACUUCUACCACACUGGUUGAAAAUUUUGCUUGCAUCAGUACUGGUAAUUCCAAUUCAAUGGUGGAUACGAUAUCGUGCACCAGAAAGUUAUUUUCAUGAUCGAAGCUCAGCUAUUAGUCCUACAGCGGCAUUUCUGCAAUUUCACGGUCAAGGAGACGCUAAAAGUUAUGUUCCCAGUAAAAAUAUACAGCGUGAUGAACUCAUCAUGCCAGCUGUUCAUGAUGAACGAUCACCAGGUGAAACGUCAACAAGUUCUUGUCUUCUAAUGGAAGGUUAUCAAUCAGUCGAAGGUCUGAUGCUAAGAGGGCUCGAUCUUGCAGCUUCUGUACCGAAGACAAAGCAUGAAGGAAGACGAGUUCGACGAACAAUCUCCUACUUAUCUAUUGGAACAUUCUAUUCUACACCAAUUGUUAAAUAUUGGCUUUCUCUUGUUUUUCGACUCAUUCAUAUCGUUUUGUUUGCAUAUACGGUAUCAUUGCCUGGUUGUGGAUCUCUCGUUCUGGAUACCUUAAUAUGGCUUUGGACAUUUUUAUCGCUCGUUGAGUCGAUUUGGGUAUUUUCGAAUCGCAUUCAGCGAGCUCCUUUGCGUCAGCUUCGUUGGCGUUUUUUUGAUAUUAUUGUGAUAGCGUUGCAUCUCUUAGUUAUACUCAUCCUCAAAGUGCUUUCGUUAACGAUUCCAAUCAGUUCGAUGCCAUUCCAUACACCGUAUGCGAUUCGAAUCUCGUCAGCAUUUCUAUUACUCUAUCUAUGUUACUCAACAUUAUUUCAUUUUGUCCCCUUAUCGCAAACAUUUGGCGCAUUUGUCGUGCGAGUUAAACUUAUGAUUAUCAGAGAUUUUUUCAAUUUUUUGAUACUCAUCGCUUUAGUCAUCGGAAGUAGUGCAAUAGCAGUCCGUUCAUUACUGUAUCCAGACCAAGCCUUAACCUGGUUAUUGAUUUCAAAGGCGUUUUCAUGGGCUUGGCUCUCAUUAUUUCAAGUUCAAUAUGAUGAGCUUCAAGAAUCAGAAUAUUGUAAAAAGACAUACAUCGGUGAUUAUCAUAAUCGCGACAGCUGUAUAGCAAUCGGUGGUUUUGGUGAUUACAGUUGUCCAACUCAAAACUGGGUCGGACAUCUAGCGGUACUAGAGUACUUUAUUGUCUUGAAGCUAAUUUGCUGGCCAAUCCUUUUUGCGUUAUUUUCCAAAACAGCCAAAGAAGUAGACAAUGAAGCCGACAAAAUCUGGAAAUAUCAACUUUAUUCACUGGUUGAAGAUUUGAGGUUUCGUCCUCCAUUACCACCACCACUCACACCAAUUUUCUUUCUCGGUGCCUCUUGCUGUCGAGCAUACGGUUGUUUCCUGAAUUCGUGUCACAGUCCAAAUAUGGUCAAUUUGGACCAUCCGGAUGUUGUUCACAAUCAACAGACUUCAAAAUUAUAUAAUACAGCAAAUCGAUUUACUAAUAAUACAAAGAGGAAUAUGUUAUCAGCUGAAUGUACAUCUUUGGAUUCUGAGUUUAGAGCGAAAUCCAUAAACCUGUGGAGUGAAGCUAUGAUCACAUCAGCAGACUCGGAUAUCAGUCUUAAAUGUGACAAUGAAAAUCGUCAGUUGCAGGAACAAAUUCGAUUGCUAACCGUAUCACAGUAUUUUUCAACAGCUUAUAAAAACACAAAUGACACCUGGAACAAUCUAUCGGAAAGUAUACCAUAUGAUCGGAUAACAAAUAUCCGGAAAUUAGCGGUGACGGAAAAAUACCGACCUCAUCAUAUUUUGAUAUCUAAUUAUUGCCCACCAUUUUAUUGUAAACCUAUUGAUGACUUUCCAAGUGAUAUGCAGAAGCACGUCGAUGUUUCAACACCAGAGUUCUUGACUUUGCUGCGGAAAUACUGGAAGCGAUGGCAACAAAAUAAAAUGCUGGAGUUGUUCUUGUUUUCACCACCGUUCACAGUUGAUGCAUCCGGUUUACCCAUGAAUCCGAAUGGCCGGCAAGGUAUUGCUGGACGUGGAAAUCAUAUGAAAUUUGGCGCCAACUUGCUAAAUGUUUACGUCUUAAUGCGAAGAACCAGUAAUAACCACUUGAUGAUUUUACUAGAAGGAAGUACAUUUCCUACUCGUUGGCGACUAAACAACGGGCAUUGUGAUGAAGAACUUCAGUUAAUUUUGCGAAACAAUUCGUUGAAUGGUUCAGAUAUUCACGUCUUCUCCAAUCAGAACUUGUUAAAUGUUGGUGAAACAAGCAAUGGUGUAGCACACGUGAAACGUGUGCUAGUACUGGAUGUACGUGAUACGGACAAUGCAUGGUUGGAGCAUGAUAUCUGGGCUGUUUUUCUUGGGUCACAAGUGCCUGAAACAGUAGCAACAUUUGGGACAAUGAACUGGCGGAACUGUAGUGAAGAUAUUUUAUCGAUCCGAGAUCGGGAAUACCUCAAUGCUUCCUUAGACUUCUUCACUGAUAUUCAGCAAUACAAAACCACAUGAUGUUUGGUGAAUACAUUGAUGAGUUGUAUAUAUAGCAAAAGAAUUUCUCCCGGAUAGAUGCACUAAACUAGGCAGUGCAGUCCAAUGGGAUCUGAAACUGAGGUCUAAGGCUAGAUAUCUCAAACUACGAAACUCUAUUCAGUACGUAGUUGACUUGUUUGUAAAUCUUCCGUGAAUGGUAAUGAAAUGAAAAUUUGAAUGUUGUGUACUGAGACAGAAAUAAAGAAGCGA